AUGGCAAAUUUUCCUCACUCCAGCACUCAUAAGCUACGUAAGCUUAUCGAAAGAAGAACCGUUUAUCCCCUUACCUGUGGACUAGUACUAGCUUCAGCAGUUGCUAUUAUUUUGCUUUGGACACAAGAAUACAAGUGAGUAAAAAACGUAAAAGAUUAUCUUGUAGAUGAAGAAGAUUCACAUUUACUGAGAGCUUCUGUAGCUAGAUCAAUGAUUUUUACUGCAAUGUUUUCUAAUGUAAUAAAUAUUUAGGAUAUUGCGCAGCUGCAGUUGGUAAGAGGAAUAUUUGAUGACAGUGCAAGUGGAGCGAUAACAUCAGCCAGUGGCAUAAGCGAUCCAAAGGCUGUAGACGCCAGAAAUCCAGGGAGUAUCACUUUUCCUGCAUACGGUCUUUCUGAUUAUCUGUUUGCUGAUACUACUCGGACUCUUGCAAGCGCAACUAAUUAUGAACAGCUUAAAUUGCUUGACAUUCUUUAUAACACCGCAAAUCCAAUUUAUGCAGGACGUAUUAAUCAAGUUGGGCUAAUUAUCGAAAAAGAUAGUCUGGAUUUCAGGCACCCAGCACAAAAUAUGAGCUAUGUGCAAGGGUCUUCAUUUGAUUUCACAGAAACUUGCGGGAAAAGUAAUGUGGCUUUUGAUCCAUUAUGCACAAAUACAUACCAUACUUUAAAAAGCAAUAGUAAAAAUAACGUGACUUUUUCCUAUGAAUAUUCACUGAUUGAUAUAUAUUUAAAUACUGAUUUUGGGGCAACAGCAAUAUUUACAGACAAGAAUGUAUUAAAAUUUUUCAUGAACGAUUUUGAAUACUAUACUUAUUUUCUCACAAGUAAUUACGGAAGUCAAGUUUUAGCUGUAAAUAAAGAAGAUCUCAGCCAGAUCUUCCCUUAUAAUUUAUCAUACAACUUAUUUCCUGAUGACUAUAUUUUAGCUAAUGUGUCUGCUCCAAAGCUUCAGUCAAUGAUUGAUGAGAAAACUACAAGUGGCUCAGUAUUUGAUGGUCUGAACUCCCGAUAUCACGUAUCUGUUACCAAUAUGAAUAUUACCAUAACCACUCAACGAUACCCAAGCUAUGAGGACUCUUUAUCAGUUGGAGUCAUGAUAAGUGAAAUUGCAGUACGGAAAGAAUGAAAUGAUACCUUAGAUACCAUCACAAACACUAUCAUAAUUCAGAUGGUCAUUUUUAUGUGCUUUAUAUUGCUGACUAUUUUUAGUGCUGUAAGACUCUCAAAACAUGUGUCUCAUAGGGUAACUCAUCCACUUCAAGAACUCGAACGAUAUUUAAAUGGUGACGAAAAAAUGAUUUACACCCACAUCAAGUAUAACCGAGAAGUCAACACUAUUGUAAAAUCAUUAAAUCUAAUAGAAGAUAUUGAAAAACUUAUAGACCCUCAUUAUUUGCUUCACCCGAAGUCUGAAGAUAGAUUGAAAAACCUUGAAGAGGUUAGAGAAAUUUACAGAGGCUUAGGGAAUUUAAGAGGUGUUGCCAUUACAUCAAAUUUAAUAGGAAAUAUUUUUUUCGAAAAUUCUCAAUAUCUUGAAGCGAUUCAGAACUACACAUAUGCGCUGGAAAUAACCGAAAAAAUAUUAGAAAAUAUUGAAAACCAAGAAAAAGAGGAAUUAAAGCUGAGCGAAAAAGAAAAAAUAAAGGACGGAUUCAUUUCUUCUGAUUGGAAAUCUGAAAAAGAGUUUUUAGUAAAAGAUAUAAAUAAUAGAAGGAUGCAGUUAUGUAUGGCAAGGAGAGCAAAGCUAGAAGAAGGGCUAGCCUCAGCAACUGAGCUUAGAACUGAAUGAAAAGAAAUAUUAAGCUUGCAGACUAGUGUCCUGCAGCAUUAUAUUGACACUUCUUCUAACUUUUUACAGCUAAUCCAGCUUCUAAUAGAAAUGUCCAUUUCUUUUCAAUUUUUACAAUAUUUCCACUCUGCUAUGGAAAUCCUGAACAUUGUAAAUGACGAACUUACAAAAAUAGAGCAGAGAGGCUUAGAGUUCAUUGACAUCGAUAUCGCUUUACUCAAAAGAAUAGGUAUUGGCCUACGAGAAAACCAAGCAGCCAUGCUGAGUUUUUUCAACGUCAAAGGUAUCACAUAUGAAAAAGACAUUUUAAGACAAUUUAUGUACUAUAGAAAAGGAGUUAUCUGCAUAGAGCAAAACAAAUUCCAAGAAGCUGGAGCUGCUUUUACAUUAGCCAUUGAGCGUGGGGAAUAUUAUGACCCUAAAAUUAGGAAACUCUGUGUAGAAGAACUGCUGAGGAUUAUGAAUAAAUUUUCCAUAAAAAAAGGCACUGAUGAUUUAAAAAGAAUGGACCUUUCCCUUAAUCAAGCAAAAAAAUCAAUAGUAUUUGUCCUAAAUUAUAAGGUAAAAAACAAGCCAAAACUCAACAAAAAACUUAUUCAGAUUUUCUAUAAAUAAUCUAUUAUGCUAAAAAAAUCAUCUAUUUAUACAAAAUCCCUAUAUAAAAUUCGUAAAUAAAGAAAUCGGGCCGACUCGAGACAAAUUUGGUGUCGUCUGUAUGAACACAAAUAACUAUAACAUUUUAGAUGUCUGCACAAGAGACAUGCCAGAGGUAGAUUUAGAACAUUUGCUCUUCCAAGCUAAACAUGGAGAAUCAGAAACUGAAGAGGUGAUGUACCACAUUUAUAAUAUGAUCAUGUGUGGGUUUAAAUGUAUGCCGGUAGAUAUGCUAGAAAAAUACAUUAUUGUUUUUAUAGGACCACAUGAGCAAGAAAGGGGGCCUAUUCAAAUAAAAGAUUUAGAUGAAGUUAUAGCAAGAAAGGUAAAACUUAUUGUGGUGUGUGUGGAAACACAUCUGGAGGGCGAGUUCAAGGAAUUUCUCGAUAGGAAUAAUUGUAGAGUGUUUAUGUGUGAGAAAAUGAGCGAGGUAAAUGAUGUGUUAGAAGAGGUAAGGGAUUUGAUAUAUGAAAAAUGUUUAAUUUAA
Molecule: messenger RNA, 2932 nt
Organism: Blepharisma stoltei
Lineage: Eukaryota; Ciliophora; Heterotrichea; Heterotrichida; Blepharismidae
Source: the annotation of a GenBank genome assembly